Molecule: messenger RNA, 658 nt
Organism: Schizophyllum commune H4-8
Lineage: Eukaryota; Fungi; Basidiomycota; Agaricomycetes; Agaricales; Schizophyllaceae
Exons: 3
Coding region: 128-502 (124 amino acids)
Source: RefSeq, a predicted model, not a curated record
AUAAUUACAUCGUAUGCGACUACUCCUUAGUCUAUACUGAACGAUGCAAUAGCGUGCGCUGACCGCAGACAGCCACAUACAUGACCCUCUCCUCCUCUCCCUCAUUCUGCCACCUCACCCGUCUUCCAUGCGCGGAUGGUCCGAAACCGGAUGGAUAUUCGGCAUGAUUACUCACGCACACUCAUUACGACAACGGUGGUGCGUCCGCCGGGCUCUAUUGCGAACAGGCAAGCUCUCGGCGCUCUUGCCCCAAAUUCCACUCACAUCUUCCACCCAUCCUCGUACGUUCUCGCGCCCGGAAAUCUUCCGAGGCGUGCACCCUGAUACUCGAAGCUUAUUCCUGACGUUGUGCGGUGACAGCGGGCGCGAUACUGCGGGAGAGAACGUGGAUGUGGAAGCGGAGCUUUCGGCGGUAAAGUUUCCGAGGCUUGGCGGAGGCGGGUCGGGCGAGGACGACGCAGCGUCGAGCGCGUCUUUGGCGCGCCCUUUCUGCAGCAGCUGAAGGCCUUCCCAAAGGAGAAACGACCUGAUCGCGUUCGACUCAACCACCACCUCGAAUUUCCUGGCGCUUUUUUUCGGUCUCCUCGGCUUUGUGACGCGUCAUGAGUCACUUUUUACGUCGAGGGAGACGCCCUUUGCGCUGGCAAACGCGCCCGGC